GAGCUGGAUCAGAGGGGAGCAUCCACCUCGGCAGCGCGCGUCACGUGACCACCUUGUCUGCUGCUGGCCGAGUGAAGCGUGUUAGCAGGUUUUUCUAUUUUGUACAUACAGAGUUUUGUAUAUACUGUAUAUGAUGAGCUUGCUGGGCGGCGACAAGGCCCGGGGUCCUCGGGAAAAAGCGCUGCCAGCGGCCCCUCACACACCACAGCCACAGAAGCAAAUACAGGCUACUGCUGAGCAGAUCCGGCUUGCUCAGAUGAUCUACGACAAGAAUGAUGCUGACUUUGAGGACAAAGUUAACCAGCUGAUGGAGGUGACUGGGAAGAAUCAAGACGAGUGCAUGGUAGCUCUUCAUGACUGCAAUGAGGACGUUAGCAGAGCCAUCAACUUCCUCCUGGAGAGCACUUCGGACAUGACCUCAUGGGAGACGGUGGGGAAGAAGAAGCCUCUGGUGAAGGAGAGCCCAUCAGAGAGCAAAGAGAACAAGGAGAACCGGGAGAAGAAAGGGGAGCGGGAGGCCAGCAAGGGCCGCGCCUCAGCCAACCGCAAAGGGAAGGGGGCCAGUCGGAACCGGCAGGCACGUCCAGAGGAGAACGGUGUGGAGGCGACUCCACUGGACAAAGGUUCGGAUCGAGGUCGAAGAGCCAGGGGAAGCAGAGGGUCAGGAGGUCGGGGUCGAGGCAGAGCGCCGCCUGGAAGCAGGUUCUCAGCACAGGGAAUGGGGACUUUCAACCCAGCGGACUACACCUCAGAGUCUGGGACCGGGACCACACAGACCGAGGUUUGGGACACAGCCAACAGCAACAACAACAGCAGCAGCACAGAUGGGACAGUUGCCUGGAGAAAUACCAUGGAAGACUGGACAGCCGAGGAGUGGAAUGAAGAUGUCAGUCUUUCAGAGACCAAGGUUUUCACCUCCUCAAGUGCACCUGAUGUUGAGAACCAUAUCACCCCUGGGCAAAGUCUGGACCUGGCUUCUCUGCUGCAAAAGCCUGGAGUAGGAGGAAGAGAGCCACCUUCCUCUUCUUCCACACCGAGUCUGGUGUUCACCAACUCCCACCACCAUCAGCAACCGCCACCCAGCCGCAGCACGACCAGCAGCACGAGCUACGCCCACGCUGCGCUGUCUUCGGUUCUGGGGGCUGGUUUUGGGGACUUGGGCCAAGCCAAGAAGCCUCAGCCGAGUCCUGGUGCUCAGAUCCUGGAACAGCUCAAGGGUCCCGGUUUGGGCCAGCUGCCCUCAUCCCAGGCUGCCCCUCCUGUCAGCACCCAAGGAAGCAACACCUCCACAGGUCGACUGCCGGGUCUGGGAGCCCCGGUACCGCCGCCAUCAUCCUCGAGCUGGGACAUGAAAGCUUCAGAGUCCAACAGCACAUCCUUGUCCUCGCAGUUCAGUCGUGAAUUUGGGCUGCAGCCGGAGCCUUCUCUUGUUCUGAGCCAGCUGGUUCAGAGGCACAGUGGGCCCUCCCUGCCUCUGGCGCGCCAGUCCAGUCCACCCAUGCAGCAGCAAGCAGCCCCUGCUUCAGCCUCGCCUGCUCCCCAACACAUCAGCACGCCAGCACAGGUCGGCCCGGUGACGGCUGCUGCUGGCACUAAGCCUGGCGCUCCCAGUCCGGGGCUGGACUCCCACGGGAGCAGCACGCCGCAGCAACAGCGGGGGCAACUCAAAGGCCCGAAACGAAGGAUACCUCCUACAUCGAAGAUCCCAUCCACAGCAGUAGAAAUGCCGGGCUCAGCUGAUGUUCCAGGGUUAAACCUCCAGUUUGGAGCUCUGGACUUUGGUUCAGAGUCGGCACUGCCAGAGUUUGGGGUCGUGGACAACUGUGUGAGCGCAGUGUCCCGGGAGUCCACGCCGGCGCCCGCCCCAGCAUCACCUGCAUCAGGACCAGGGACCCAAAGCCACACAAGUCUGUACUCAAAACCUCUCAGUGAGUCGCUGGGCAGCUCUCUCUCAGUCGCCCUCCCUUCGCCCCUCUCGUCGUCGGAACCGGUGUAUCACUCCUCCAGCGCGGCCAUGCCCAGCCUCACGCCAUCGUUGGGGACAAACAGCCCCGCUAACCCUCCGUCGUCCACCUCAGCGACCUCAACCACCUCAUCUUCUGCACCUCCUACCUCCUCCCACUUCUCCUCAGUAGGGGGGAGUUACGAAGGCACAAUGCCCCCUCACACACGGCUCGCUUUUUCCCAGAGCAAGGAGCCAACGGGGCCGGUGAUGAAUGGUCUGAAUGGUGUGAGAACUUCAGCUGCUCUAGACACGUCAUCGGCUUCUUCCACACCAAAGCCAGAGUCGCCGUCUGUGAACAUCAACGCCAACGGUCCCUCAGCGUCCUCCCACCUAACCCCCACGCUGCCGCCUCACAGCUCCACCACGCUCUCCAGCCUGACACAGGACCUGGCGUCAGCCAACCAGCUGAACUCGCUCAACAGCCAUGUCAGCAGCCAUUCCUCGGUUUCAGCUCUGGGAUCAAGUUCUCUCACUUAUACGAGUGUGGACAGCAGCAACGUGAGCUCCCUCACUCCCUCGUCCAGCUCCUACACAUCUUCGCAGCCCACAAACUCAUCGCUCCACUCGGCCCACAACAGCAGCAACAGUAGCAGCAUCAGCCACCUGGCCAACAUGCCCAGCAUGGGCAGCAACAUGAGCAGCACGGUCGGCGGCAUCACAGGCACCAGCGGGUUCCACUCGGCCGCCGCCAUCGCCACCAGCACGGCGCUGGGACUCGGCUCCAACGGAGCCACAGCCGCGUCCAACCUCUCCGCACCGAGGACCACGGCGCUGCUCUCCUCCACCGGCAAAACUCCUCCCAACCUUUCCCAGGGAGUGCCUCCUCUACUACCAAACCAGUAUAUAAUGGGACCAGGAGGCCUGCUGCCCGCUUACCCGCAGAUUUACGGCUAUGAAGACCUCCAUAUGCUCCAGUCUAGACUGCCAAUGCCCUCUCUGCAGGAUUACUAUGGAAUCACAUUCCCUGGACCCACAGCAGCUCUCUCUGGCAGAGACGGGAGUCUAACCAACAACCCCUAUUCAGGUGACAUCACAAAGUUUCCCCGGAACGACUCCACCUCCCCAGCGCCCCCUACCAGCCUGGCAGCCCCCCAGCCUCCCCAGGCCCAAAGCCAAGGUCAGAGCCAGGCGCAGCCUCAGCCCCCCCAGGCGCAGCCCCCUGCCCAGCCACAGCACCACAGCAGCCAGCAGGCCUUUCUGCCGCCGGGCUACAGCUACACGGGCCUGCCGUACUACCCCGGCGUGCCCGGCGCCGUGCCCAGCGCCGCCGCCUUCCAGUACGGCCCCACCAUGUUCGUCCCGCCCGGAGGCCCCGGGCCGGCCUCGGCGAAGCAGCACAGCAUGAGCCUGGGCCUGGGCAACCCCUCGGCCAGCCCCUUUCAGCAGCAGGCGCAGCAGCAGCCCAGCGGUUACGGCCAGCACGCCUUCAGCUCAGGUUAUGAGGAGCUGACAGCAGGGCCAGCGGGAGUAGAGUACAGUAAAGGUUACAACUCCUCUUCACAGGCACAAGCCAAAUCUGCUGCUGCAGGGCCUGGAAAAGGAGUCUCAGUGACAUCCAGUAACUCCGGCGUGCCAGACAUCAGUGGAAGUGUUUACAAUAAGACCCAGUCUUUCGAUAAGCAGGCUUUCCAUGCAGGGACCCCCCCUCCGUUCAGCUUGCCGUCGGCCCUCGGGGGUCCCGGACCGCUGAACCCCGGAGCAGCUCCUGGAGGCUAUGCACCCCCCCCGUUCCUCCACAUCCUGCCUCACCAGCAACCACACUCACAACUGCUGCACCACCACCUCGCUCAGGACGGACAGGGCGGGCCGAGCCAGCGUGGUCAGUCCAGCAGCCUGCAGCAGAAGAGCCAAGUCAACAAGUCGAGCUACGGCAGCUCCCCUUACUGGGCCAACUGAGACGGUUGCUUCUGUAGAGAGAGAGUGUGUGUGUGUGUGUGCGUGUGUGUGUGUGUGCGGACAUACACACACACACGGGUCGAUGCCGCGCAAUCGUAGAGGGACAGAAGCGUUUUUACAACACAAGCUAAAACACACACACACACACUACCAUCCCCCCGUCCUCCCCCCCUUUGCUCUGUAUAUCCCCCUUUUCAAAUUUAUGGCUGUUGUAUGUAAAAUAUAUUUAUGUAUUUAUACAGUAUAUAUGUAUUGGUAGGACAUAAAAUGUGGUUUUCUGCAUUGUUUUUAUUUUGAAGGACAUUUUAUUUCAAAAAAAAAAAAAGAGAAAAAAGAAAGUGGAACGAUGAGAAUGCUAAACCAUGGAGAUAAAGUUGGUGAAUAUACUUGAACACAAGCAUCUUGUGAUGUGAUUUUUCUUUGUUUGCAACCAUAAACUGAGAAUGGUGUACAUAGAUUAUACGCAUCAUUUUCAAAGCAAAAGGCCUUUUUUUAUUAUCAUUAUUAUUAUUAUUAUUAUUUUGGGGAAACAAAAAAAACUAUGUUUUUGUAACAUUUGGUCGCCCGCAUCUGUGAAUCCUCAUACUGAGGGCGACUUUUAAUAGCUUGACUUCUCUUCUUUCUCCCAGUUUCUUUCCAUUUGUCUCUCAUUCCUGACUUCUCACUUGUUGGCUGGUUUGGUCGGCCAAGCCUUGGAUUUGAUGUCAUUUUAAUCCUUGUUGUCCAAAUUAAAAGUUAUUAACAGUU
Messenger RNA from Poeciliopsis prolifica (blackstripe livebearer), 4648 nucleotides. RefSeq names its product ubiquitin associated protein 2a (gene ubap2a). The transcript has 27 exons. Gene Ontology annotation, molecular function: protein binding. The record is from RefSeq and is a predicted model, not a curated record. Gene Ontology annotation, cellular component: cytoplasm; nucleus. Lineage: Eukaryota; Metazoa; Chordata; Actinopteri; Cyprinodontiformes; Poeciliidae. The coding region runs from base 131 to 3901 and encodes 1256 amino acids.